UUUUGCUGUUUCUUGAGAGAACUGUUUGGAUUUGGAAACGCAUGCUGGCUGUCCAGAACAUGAAAGUUGGCCUUUUCCUUUUGUGGUGGCCAUGGGCUUUGGCUACUGAAAGCAGAGUGCACUGGCGAAAAAGAGAUGUACAGGAGAUGUCGAAGAAAGGCAGCCCAGUUCUUAAACGCAGCCCUGAUAUUACCAAAUCGCCACUGACAAAGUCAGAACAGCUCCUGAGGAUAGAUGACCACGAUUUCAGCAUGAGGCCUGGCUUUGGAGGCCCGGCCAUUCCUGUUGGCGUGGAUGUGCAGGUGGAGAGCUUGGACAGCAUCUCAGAGGUCGACAUGGACUUCACGAUGACCCUCUACCUGCGGCACUACUGGAAGGACGAGAGGCUGUCCUUCCCGAGCACCAAAAACCUCAGCAUGACGUUUGAUGGCCGGCUGGUGAAGAAGAUCUGGGUCCCCGACAUGUUUUUCGUGCACUCCAAGCGCUCCUUCAUCCACGACACCACCACGGACAAUGUGAUGCUGCGGGUCCAGCCCGACGGCAAAGUGCUCUACAGCCUCAGGGUUACAGUGACUGCCAUGUGCAACAUGGACUUCAGCCGGUUUCCCCUGGACACACAAACGUGCUCGCUCGAAAUUGAGAGCUAUGCCUACACGGAAGACGACCUCAUGCUAUACUGGAAGAAAGGCAAUGACUCUUUAAAGACAGAUGAGCGGAUCUCACUCUCCCAGUUCCUCAUCCAGGAGUUCCACACCACCACCAAACUGGCCUUCUACAGCAGCACAGGCUGGUACAACCGUCUCUACAUUAACUUCACGUUGCGUCGCCACAUCUUCUUCUUCUUGCUGCAAACCUACUUUCCCGCCACCCUGAUGGUCAUGCUGUCCUGGGUGUCCUUCUGGAUCGACCGCAGAGCUGUGCCCGCCAGAGUCCCUUUAGGGAUCACCACGGUGCUGACCAUGUCCACCAUCAUCACGGGUGUGAACGCCUCCAUGCCCCGCGUAUCCUACAUCAAGGCCGUGGACAUCUACCUCUGGGUCAGCUUCGUGUUCGUGUUCCUCUCGGUGCUGGAGUAUGCGGCCGUCAACUACCUGACCACCGUGCAGGAGAGGAAAGAGCGGAAGCCGCAGGAGAAGCUUCCCUGCACCUGCGGGUUGCCUCAGCCACACGCGGUCCUGCUGGACGGCAGCUACAGUGAUGGGGAGGUGAAUGACCUGGGCAACUACACGCCCGAGAACGGAGACAAGCCAGACAGGAUGAUGGUGCAGCUGACGCUGGCCUCGGAGAGGAGCUCCCCACAGAGGAAAAGCCAGAGGAGCAGCUACGUGAGCAUGAAGAUUGACACUCAUGCCAUUGAUAAAUACUCCAGAAUCAUUUUUCCAGCUGCAUACAUCUUAUUCAAUUUAAUAUACUGGUCAAUUUUCUCAUAAAUGCCUGUAAUUCUAUAAAUUUCACAUUCUUCUAUAUGUACUACAGAAAUACCUGAAUGAUGAAAAAUAACUUAAGGUUAUGAUGAAAAGAAAGUUCACAGUACCCACCCUUCUCCACCUUUCCAAAACUACUGACAAGAUACCUACGGUUUAACUUGCACUUACUGACCACCUAUUGUGUACACAGCAUUAUACUCAGUGCUGCAGGUAUAAACACCCAUAGCAAAUGACGACAGGUGUUACUGAGAUCCCCUAGAAAAGCACGCUGCCAGUGAGGUGGGCACACUGUGGUUCAACCUCUUUUAGACCCUAAAUGCUUAUUCAUAUGAACCAUGUCCCUUACGUGAGUGUCAUUCUAUUCUCUGGACCAAGUGGAACUGGGAAGCACCUAAAGUUCAUUUACAUGGAACAUACAUGCACCUAAA
This is a messenger RNA of Delphinapterus leucas (beluga whale), 1855 nucleotides long. RefSeq names its product gamma-aminobutyric acid type A receptor subunit rho1 (gene GABRR1). The record is from RefSeq and is a predicted model, not a curated record. Gene Ontology annotation, biological process: monoatomic ion transmembrane transport. Gene Ontology annotation, molecular function: GABA-A receptor activity; extracellular ligand-gated monoatomic ion channel activity. Lineage: Eukaryota; Metazoa; Chordata; Mammalia; Artiodactyla; Monodontidae. Gene Ontology annotation, cellular component: membrane.